AUGGCAUUCAACGGCACUUGGAAAGUUGACAGAAAUGAGAACUAUGAGAAGUUCAUGGAGGCACUGGGUGUUGGCAUGAUGAAAAGAAAGCUGGGAGCCCAUGACAAUCUGAAGAUCACCAUCCAACAAAAUGGGGACAAAUUUAAUGUCAAAGAAGUCAGCAACUUCCGAAAUAUAGAGAUUGAAUUUACUCUGGGAGUCAACUUUGAUUACAGCCUGGCUGAUGGGACUGAACUUUCUGGUGCUUGGACCCUGGAAGGAAAUAAACUUGUGGCCGCGUUUACCAGAAAAGACAAUGGAAAAGUCCUUAAAGCAACCAGAGAAAUCGUGGGUGAUGAACUCGUUCAGACCUACGUAUAUGAAGGAGUUGAAUCCAAGAGAUUCUUCAAAAGGGGCUAA
Messenger RNA from Vidua chalybeata, 399 nucleotides. It is a transcript of the gene FABP2, whose product is annotated as fatty acid binding protein 2. The record is from RefSeq and is a predicted model, not a curated record. Gene Ontology annotation, cellular component: nucleus; cytosol. Bases 1 to 399 code for a protein of 132 amino acids. Gene Ontology annotation, molecular function: fatty acid binding. The transcript is spliced from 4 exons. Gene Ontology annotation, biological process: fatty acid transport. NCBI's taxonomy places the organism in Eukaryota, Metazoa, Chordata, Aves, Passeriformes, Viduidae.